CAGUUGAUUGGACUAGUCGCGAGAAUUGCAUACCUUUCCAGCGAUGUGGUCAUCUCAGUCCAGCCGUCGCUCGCCUCUGAUUCCGAGUUCUCGAGCCACUUGAAGCAGCUCGCCAAACAAAAGGAACAAAGCUUGGUCGCGAAGACCUCGGACGCUGUUCCAGAAAUCCAAUCAGUCAGACACAACAACGACCCAUUACUCUCCGUCUUCACUCCCAUCCGCUCCGGCCAGCUGGUUUCCGUCACCACCACAUCUUCCAUUCUCCUGCCCUCGGUAGCACAUCUCUACAAGCUUGCCAACCUCCCGGUCGUCAUCCAUGUUGCGCUUGGUCCCAAGAGCUUCCCAGACUACUCGGCCAUCACCUCCAUCAGAAAUUCGGGAUGGACCUUCCUCCAGUCCUGGUCCCUCCAGGAGGCUCAAGACAUUGCGCUGACUGCUCAUGCCUUGGCCAUUCGCUCGGGCAAGGGUGUCAUCCACUUCUUCGACCCCAGCUCCGGUGCUGUUGCCGAGUCCAUUGAGGGCGCGAGCGCCGACGUUGUCCGCGCUGUCCUCAACCUCGACAAUGUGCGGAGGUUCCAGUCUGCGCCGAUCUCGGGGUCAGGGAUCUACGCGGAUGAUGGGCGGGUCGCCGUGGUUUCUGAGCAGCCGGAACCCCUGGCUCUCUCUGGUGGAGUCACCGCCAACCAAGCAGGAGAGGGUGAAGCAGAAACCCCUCUUCUUACCUCACAGUCGUCAGUCAAGUCCAGUCAACAGAGUGAGACCAGCACGCCACCAAGUGUAUCCACUGCAACUACCAUCGAGCCCGCAGCUCCCCUUGUGUCGUCCGAGGAUAUCUACAAGUACGUCACCGGCAUCUGGGCUCAGCUCAACCAGCUUGUCGGCAGGCAAUACAACGCCUUCGAGUGGACGGGGUCACAAUCGGCCGAAAACACCAUCUUCCUCUUUGGCUCAGAUGUUGCCUUGUUCUCUGACGCUAUUGCCAAGGCACAGUCUGGUGACUCCUUUGCCAACGCUGGCAUCGUUGCUCCUAGACUUUACCGCCCGUGGCUGGGCGCCAAGUUGAUCGAUGCCCUUCCCAAAUCUGUCAAGAGGGUGGCAGUCCUUGAGCAGGUGUCGAGAAAGACCACAAAGUGGGGCCCCGUUCUCAUCGAUGUCUUGACUUCUGUCAAGAGUGCUGUUGGUGGUGUCGAGACUAUUGUUGGGUACCAAAUUGGCUACAUCACCAAGGAAAGUGUCAAGCAAGCUUUGUCCGGUGUUUUCCAGAACUUGACUCUAGAAAAGCCUGUACAGAACUUGGAGGUUGGUGAGCGCGAGAUUCCUCAGGAGACCUCCGAGUACGACCUUUCGAAGCCCAAGCUUGAGGUUUCUUAUACCAAGAUCCUCGAUCAGUUGUUUGGAAGCAGAGCCUUUGUCGCCAACUCCCUCGAUUCCGACAAUGCCGGCGUCUCACGGACCAUCUCGGCCACUCCCGAGUAUGGUUUCGGCUCUCUCCUCGCCAGAAAGGAGCGCAGACAAAAGUUUGUUGCCGAGGUCAAGGAGGCCGCCAGCAAUGGCCGUUUCCUGACUGAAGUUCCCAAGAGAGCCUUGGCCAAGUGGGUAGCUAGCGCUGACGAUGCGAAGAAGUCUGAGGAGGCUGCCGAGGAGGUUGUUUCCAAGCUUACACUCGACAACUCGACGCCAUCAAAGGCCCUGCUCCAGCACAAGGCAUUCUUUCGCAAGCAGUCUCUUUGGCUUGUUGGGUCCGACGCCUGGGCUUAUGACCUUGGCAACUCUGGCGUUCAUCAGGUUCUGGCUUCGGGCGAAAAUGUCAACCUGCUCAUCAUUGACUCGACCCCUUACUCUGAGCGCGCUGCCGCUGAUGCGAACCGCAGAAAGAAGGACAUUGGUCUCUAUGCCAUGAACUUUGGAAACGCUUACGUCGCCUCCACCGCCGUCUACAGCUCUUACACCCAGGUUCUUCAGGCUAUGGAUGAGGCCGACAAGUUCAAUGGCCCCUCUAUCGUUCUGGCUUAUCUUCCCUACUUUGGUGAGCACGAGUCUCCUUUGACCGUUCUCACUGAGACCAAGAAGGCCGUGGACCUUGGUUACUGGCCUCUGUACCGGUGGAACCCCGAGAAUGAGAAGAAGGGCGAGCCCAACUUCUCUCUUGACUCUGAGCGUAUCAAGAAGGAGCUCAAGGCCUUCCUUGACAGAGACAACCAGCUCACUCAGAUGAUGCGGAAGGAACCCCAGUUUGGUGCUGUUCUUGAUCAGGACUUUGGUACUGAGAUUCGCGCCCAGCAGAAGCGCAAGGCCAAGGAUGCUUACAACCAGCUCUUGGAAGGUCUCUUCGGUGCGCCGUUGACCAUUCUGUUUGGUUCUGAUGGUGGCAACGCGCAGUCCCUCGCCAAGCGGUUGGGUACCAGGGGCCGUGCCCGUGGCCUGAAGACCACAGUCAUGGCCAUGGAGGACUACCCAGUCGAGGACUUGCCAACGGAGGAGAACAUUGUCUUCAUCACCUCGACCGCCGGUCAGGGUGAGUUCCCCGUCAACGGCAAGCCUCUCUGGGAUGCCAUCAAGGACAGCACCGAGCUCGAUCUUGCUUCCGUCAAGUACUCCGUCUUCUCUCUUGGUGAUAGCCACUACUGGCCCAGAAAGGAGGACAAGGUGUACUACAACAAGCCCGGAAAGGACCUCGAUAGGGUUCUGGCCAACUUUGGCGGUUCCCGUCUGGCUCCUCUGGGUCUUGGUGAUGACCAGGACCCAGAUGGAUACCAGACCGGCUACUCCGAGUGGGAGCCCAAGCUUUGGGAAGCCCUCGGCGUGUCAAAGGUCGAUGGCCUCCCAGAUGAGCCUCCCCCGAUCACCAACGAGGACAUCAAGAUCGCCUCCAACUUCCUGCGUGGUACCAUCGCCGAGGAGCUCUUGGACACAUCUACCGGCGCCAUCUCGGCUUCCAACCAGCAACUGACCAAGUUCCACGGCACAUACAUGCAGGAUGAUCGUGAUGUCCGUGACGAGCGCAAGGCCCAGGGUCUUGAGCCAGCCUACUCAUUCAUGAUUCGCUGCAGACUUCCCGGCGGUGUCUCGACACCAAAGCAGUGGAUCCAGAUGGACGACAUUGCCAACGAGCUCGGAAACGAGACCAUGAAGUUGACCACCCGUCAAACCUUCCAGUUCCACGGCGUCGUCAAGGCCAAGCUCAAGCCUGCCAUGCAAGCCAUCAACCGGGCUCUCAUGGACACCCUUGCCGCCUGCGGUGAUGUCAACCGUAACGUCAUGUGCAGUCCUCUUCCUUCGCAGUCUGCCUACCAUCGUGAGGUUUACUACUGGUCCAAGAAGAUCAGCGAGCAUCUUCUUCCAUCGACUACCGCUUACCACGAGAUCUGGCUCACCGACUACGACGGAAAGAAGACGCAGGUCGCUGGUGACGCCGUCCAGGACUUUGAGCCCCUUUAUGGACCUACUUACCUCCCCCGCAAGUUCAAGAUCUCGAUCGCCAUCCCCCCACACAACGAUGUUGACGUGUACGCUCACGAUAUCGGCCUGAUUGCCAUCAAGGGUAACGACGGACAUCUGCUUGGCUUCAACCUUCUUGUUGGUGGUGGUAUGGGUACCACUCACAACAACAAGAAGACGUAUCCCCAAACCGGUCGCAUGCUUGGUUUCGUCAAGGCUGACCAGACCCAUAUCGCCUGUGAGAAGGUCAUGCUCGUCCAACGCGACCACGGUGACCGCAAGAACCGCAAGCACGCCAGAUUGAAGUACACCGUUGACGAUCUGACUGUCGAUGUCUUCAGGUCCAAGGUUGAGGAACUUUGGGGUCAGCCGUUCCUGCCUGCCAAGCCCUUCCACUUUGACAGCAAUGUCGACACCUUUGGCUGGCUCAAGGAUGAGACUGGCAUGAACCACUUCACCAUGUUCAUUGAGAACGGCCGUAUCGAGGACACUGCCGACUUCCAGAUGAAGACUGGCCUCAGGGAGAUUGCCAAGGUUCAUAAGGGCGAGUUCCGCCUCACCCCCAACCAGCAUCUUAUCCUCAGCAACGUUGCUGACGAGGAUCUGGACACCCUCAAGAAACUUCUCGCCCAGUACAAGCUUGACAACCUCCACUUCUCCGCCCUCCGUCUCUCUUCUUCCGCCUGCGUUGCCUUCCCCACCUGCGGUCUCGCCAUGGCCGAGUCUGAGCGCUACCUCCCGGUGCUGAUCUCCAAGCUGGAGGCCUGCCUCGAGGAGAACGGCCUCAGGCAAGACAGCAUCGUCAUGCGCAUGACCGGUUGUCCCAACGGUUGCGCCCGCCCCUGGUUGGCCGAGGUUGCCUUUGUCGGCAAGGCCUACGGUGCUUACAACAUGUAUCUCGGUGGUGGGUACCACGGCCAGAGACUCAACAAGCUCUACCGCAGCAGCAUCAAGGAGGACGAGAUUCUCGAGAUCAUGAGGGGCUUGCUCAGCCGGUACGCCAAGGAGAGGGAGCAGGGCGAAAGAUUUGGUGACUGGACCAUCCGUGCCGGCAUCAUCAAGGCUACCACCGAUGGCCGCAACUUCCACGAGGGUGUUGCCGAGGAGGAGGAGGAGGCAGAGGAGUGA
Messenger RNA from Podospora anserina S mat+, 4566 nucleotides. RefSeq lists its product as uncharacterized. Gene Ontology annotation, biological process: amino acid biosynthetic process; sulfate assimilation. The record is from RefSeq and is a predicted model, not a curated record. The transcript has a single exon. Gene Ontology annotation, molecular function: sulfite reductase (ferredoxin) activity; FMN binding; NADP binding. The annotation marks the transcript as partial. Gene Ontology annotation, cellular component: sulfite reductase complex (NADPH). Lineage: Eukaryota; Fungi; Ascomycota; Sordariomycetes; Sordariales; Podosporaceae.